This is a messenger RNA of Pterocles gutturalis (yellow-throated sandgrouse), 1459 nucleotides long. It is a transcript of the gene CHMP7, whose product is annotated as charged multivesicular body protein 7. NCBI's taxonomy places the organism in Eukaryota, Metazoa, Chordata, Aves, Pterocliformes, Pteroclidae. Gene Ontology annotation, cellular component: cytoplasmic side of plasma membrane; ESCRT III complex; multivesicular body. Gene Ontology annotation, biological process: late endosome to vacuole transport via multivesicular body sorting pathway; vesicle budding from membrane. Bases 53 to 1123 code for a protein of 356 amino acids. The record is from RefSeq and is a predicted model, not a curated record. The transcript has 9 exons.
AUGCUGGCACUCUUGGUCGCUGCUGGUGGACGGGUUUAAGACUGACUUUCUGAUGCAUGUCUUUUCUCUUAGACGUGGCAAGCUGCAGAGGGAGUCAGACUUCAUGGCCAGCGUAGACAGCAGCUGGAUCUCCUGGGGCGUGGGAGUCUUCAUUCUGAAGCCCCUGAAGUGGACUCUCUCCAGUGUGCUGGGUGACAGUAAAAUACCUGAGGAAGAGGAAGUUCUGAUUUAUGUGGAGCUGCUUCAGGAGAAAGCAGAGGAAGUUUAUCGGCUGUAUCAGAACUCUGCGCUUUCUUCUCACCCUGUUGUUGCCCUCUCAGAGCUGCGUUCCCUCUGUGCCAGUAUUUGUCCAGAUGAGAGGACGUUCUACUUGUUGCUGCUCCAGCUGCAAAAGGAAAAAAGGGUCACGAUCCUGGAACAGAAUGGAGAGAAGAUAGUGAAGUUUGCUCGAGGUCUCCACGCCAAAGUCUCCCCAAUGAAUGACGUGGACAUUGGGGUGUAUCAGUUGAUGCAAAGCGAACAGCUGCUGUCACAGAAGGUGGAGUCCCUUUCCCAGGAAGCAGAGAAAUGUAAAGAGGAUGCCCGGAGUGCUUGUAGAGCUGGGAAGAAGCAAUUGGCGCUGAGAUGUUUGAAGUCCAAACGAAGGACAGAAAGGCGCAUUGAAGAGCUCCAUUCUAAGCUGGAUGCAGUGCAGGGGAUCUUGGAUCGUAUAUACGCCUCUCAGACUGACCAGAUGGUAUUUAAUGCAUAUCAGGCUGGUAUGGGAGCUCUGAAACUGUCUAUGAAGGAUGUUACUGUGGAGAAAGCGGAGAACCUCGUGGAUCAGAUACAAGAGCUUUGUGAUACUCAAGAUGAAGUAGCCCAGACUCUGGCUGGAGUGGGGAUCAAUGGUCUAGAGAUGGACACUGAGGAACUUGAGAAGGAGCUGGACAGUCUCCUCCAGGACUCGACUAAGGAGCCUGUAGAUCUGCCUCCUGCUCCCCAGAAGGCGCUGAAUCCAGCCAUUUCUGAUGCUGAGCUUGAAGCUGAAUUGGAAAAGCUCUCUGUUUCUGAUGGAGAUUUGGCACAAAAGACUCCCUCUGCUUCCUCUGAACCCAAAACAGCUCUGGGACUGAAUCUCUAAAGACCCAACAGAAUCCUGUUGCUGCAGUUUGAGAAGUUGUCUUAAGGUUCCUUAACUAAUGACUGGAACUUCUGAGGAGAGGGGUAACGCUCCCCUGUUCUUCAUGGAUAUCACUUUGCUCAGCAACAGGAUCUCCUGCCGUGACAAUCCACUCUGGAACUGGCCCCAGCUGGUGUUUGUCAUCUCUGUGCCAACAUCUGCACUGGUCUUAAUUUGACUUGUUAUCCCAAGUCACUCCGUGACAUCCAGUCUUCCCUUCUGGGAAUGCAGUUCACUAUUCUGCCCAGUGAAGAUAAACUCUUCUAUGUCCAUAACAGUGCUCAUUUUCUUUUUUUU